AUGAGUACUAGUCGCGUUGAGGAACCGUCCAAACCAACCGAGUCGGCCGACCGUAACAUGGUGACAGCUGGUGGCGGUUCGACGCUCAAGAUGGACGACGCGGAUAGCAAAUCCGAAGCGGCUAGCAGUACCAUGGGAGCACUCUUAAAGGAUGAAGAGUCCUACAAGAAAGAGCUCACGAAAAGGAGAGUCCUACGAGGCAGAUUGAGAGGCAAAAUUCAGAAGGUCCAAGCGGCGAUGGAAUGCAUCAUCGUACCAGAGGACCAGGAAACCACUGAAGAGCUGGCGACAUUAGAGAUACAGGAGAGUCUUCUGCACGAUCAACUUCGGAGAGCAGAGAAAGAUAUCGCAGAGUUACAGGAGCUGAGACAAGGAGUGGUGUCCGAAUUGGGGAAGGAAGAGCACCGCUCUAGGGCAUCGCGAUCGGUUUUUUCUUAUGACGCUCGUGAUGGUACUUCUACUUCGGAGGUCUACUUACCUACGGUAUCAGGAAAGGAGAAGUUUCAUCAGUCCGAAGACGAGAUCAAACCAAGAACUGAGAAUGCGGACCACAAGGACAACUGCGGAACGAGAGACUCAAGGACAGUCCCAGAUUCUCAUUUUGAGGUUGUUGAGGGAAUUUUACAAGAAUCUGGGGCUGGUAGCUAUUCAAAGGGCACUGAUGCACGGUUACUGUUCAAAGUACGUGAUGAUAUCCGGAUUCCGGAUGGCAUGUGUGGGAAAACUACUUACCACUCUUCCGUCGGGAGCAGUGAGGGACUGUGCGAAAAGAGCGGCUCAGAGAUCCAAAGAACGGCGAUAAUUGGGAACAUCCGAGAGUCACUAGCAAAGCUCAGCUAUGGGGGUCCUGGUAAAGUAGAUCAGUUCUUGGACUCGGCUGAGACGAUUGUACUUCGGUGUCAUAAGGCGUAUAAGGAUAAGAGUGAGAUGUUCAGGGUGGUCAGAGCGAUAGUGAAUACCUUGCCAAGUGGAGUAGCGGAGAAAGUGAUCUCGGAAGUGAAGAGGGAGGCGAGGUCACAGCGUGGCUCUUACAGAGACGUCAGUGAGGAGGAUUGGGAGACACUUUUACCUUUCUCUCUGGAGGUGGGAGAUGUGAUUACGGACGGUAUCACAGUGGUGGACAUCAUCAGAGAUGUCAGCAGGACCUCUGAGGACACCACCAGGAGAGAGACGGACAAGGUGGCGCUAAUAGCUCAGCCGACGAGUCAGCAGGGGGUUGGGAUGGCGGUAUCACAAGGAUCGGGUAGUGCAACUUCUCCACAUCCCCCAAAGCAGUCACUGGAGUCAUGGGCAAAAGGUUUCAAAGCUUCGUUCGUUGUCACAGUCAAGGAGUGGAACGAACAGGAGAUAAAGAAGACUUUCCAACCAGAUGACUGGAGACCUUUGCGUAGUAGAGGAAAAGGCCAGGGGCAGAAAGUCGGAAAGGUCAAGGGCAAGGCGUUGAUGGCCAAAGUCGCAGGGGAUGACCAACUGAAGCAGAAGUUCAGGAUAAAGGAGGUAGCCAAGGGGAAGGCUUUCCUGCUCUAG
This is a messenger RNA of Perkinsus marinus ATCC 50983, 1527 nucleotides long. RefSeq lists its product as hypothetical. The record is from RefSeq and is a predicted model, not a curated record. Bases 1 to 1527 code for a protein of 508 amino acids. NCBI's taxonomy places the organism in Eukaryota, Perkinsozoa, Perkinsida, Perkinsidae. The transcript has 5 exons.